This is a messenger RNA of Meira miltonrushii, 660 nucleotides long. RefSeq lists its product as uncharacterized. The coding region runs from base 1 to 660 and encodes 219 amino acids. The record is from RefSeq and is a predicted model, not a curated record. NCBI's taxonomy places the organism in Eukaryota, Fungi, Basidiomycota, Exobasidiomycetes, Exobasidiales, Brachybasidiaceae. The transcript has a single exon.
AUGAUCAACCAAUCAAUCGUUCGUGGCAUUUCAGCCGCAAGCCGAACAUCCGGAAUGACAAUGCGUCGUCAAGCGGUAAUGUCGGUUAACCGUCAAUUAGGCGCAAAAAGAAUGGCAAGUUCGACAAACCCAAUCAAAAAAGUUCAAUCUGACGCUCCAUGGGCAAUCACUUCUUUGCUUGUGUUUGGUGGUUUGUUUGUUUAUCUAACCGCACCUACCUCGGGCGACAAACACGGUCAUGGUCAUGAUGAUAAAGGACACGGUAAAGAAGUUGAAACUGAAGAAGAACCUGCUGAAGAAGAACCUGCUGAAGAAGAAGAAAGUGAAGAUGCAUCUUCUUCCGGUGAUGAAUAUGUUGACGUAAAGAAGAUCGAGGACAAACCAGGAGAUGAUGCACCAAAGGGUUCAAAAGCACUAGCUGAAAGAAGUUUAUCAGCAGAUGAAGGCGCUCAUCUACAAAAGAAAACAAAAGAAGCAUCAGACAUUCAGAGAAGAGAUGAUACAACUUUCAAACAUGGUGUUGCAGCAGCAAAAGAAGGACAUGCCGACCCGGAAAAGAGAGAGUCUAAUCCAAAGAAGGUCGUAGCAGCAGCUCAUACUGCCCGUCAAGAAAAAGAUGCAGCCAAAAAGGAAGCUUCUGAAUCUGAUGAUUCCGAGUAA